Crotalus tigris (Tiger rattlesnake) is the source of this 2355-nucleotide messenger RNA. RefSeq names its product phosphorylase kinase catalytic subunit gamma 1 (gene PHKG1). The record is from RefSeq and is a predicted model, not a curated record. The coding region runs from base 695 to 1861 and encodes 388 amino acids. The transcript is spliced from 10 exons. Gene Ontology annotation, cellular component: phosphorylase kinase complex. NCBI's taxonomy places the organism in Eukaryota, Metazoa, Chordata, Lepidosauria, Squamata, Viperidae. Gene Ontology annotation, molecular function: calmodulin binding; ATP binding; phosphorylase kinase activity. Gene Ontology annotation, biological process: glycogen biosynthetic process; protein phosphorylation.
AUAAGUUGCAUUUUUCAGUGCCAUUGUAACUUUGAACAGUCACUAAAUGAACUGUUGUAAGUCAAGGACUCCCUAUAAUUUAUAAUAUCUGUGAUAGUCUUUGCUUUUUUUUUAAUUAAGAAUUUAAAUAUGCCAGUAGGGCCAACUGCAUUCUCAGCCAUCCCCAAAUAUGCCCUCUUAAGAUACAGAGCUACUAAAAAACAAAAAUCAGUCCUGUUGCGCUUCACGUGUCCUACCCUGUGGAAUCACAUUAUGCAUGCAUUCCAAAUUUUGUUCCUGGUUCUUGUUUCCCUGGAGAAGGAAUCCCUGUUUGUCCUUUCAUUCAUGGGAGCUGUUGGUUGUUGAAGAAUUCCUUCACCUCAAAGAGGGUCACUCCAACCUAAGCAGAGAGGGAGCUGAGCAUGCAAAGUGGAGGACUUGGAAUAAUUCUCGAGUUGCACUGCGAUUUUUAUUUUUGGCAGUGCAGUCGCCACAGUGUGAGUGAUCCACAACAAAUUAAAAGAGAACGUGAGACGCUGCUAUGUGGUUUAAUUACUGGCCGUCAAACAACACUGGGAAUUCUUUCUCAAGGUGGGCUUUGGGAUUUGAUCUGCUGGGUUACUCUUGGUUAGAAGACGUUGACUGUGCAAAUGACGGUUAAGCAUUUUGUCAUCUUAGAAUAAUCUUUUGGAAGGCUCCUAAAAAGAAGACCAAAAUGACCAAAACUGAAGAACUGCCAGAUAACCAUACUUCUGAAGAGUUUUAUGAAAAAUAUGAACCUAAGGAAAUUUUAGGAAGAGGAGUAAGCAGUGUUGUCCGCAGAUGCAUUCAUAAAGUCACUCGACAAGACUACGCUGUUAAAAUUAUAGACAUCACAGCUGGAAAUCUCUCUCCACAAGAAGUUCAGGAGCUGAGAGAAGCCACUCUAAAAGAAAUCAAUAUCCUCCAGAAAGUGUCUGGACAUCCUAACAUUAUCCAGCUGAAGGACAGCUUUGAAUCUCACACCUUUUUCUUCCUGGUGUUUGAUUUAAUGAAGAAAGGGGAGUUAUUUGAUUACCUUACAGAGAAGGUCACCUUAAGUGAGAAGGAAACUAGGAAAAUUAUGCGUGCUCUUUUGGAAGUGAUCCAGUUCCUUCAUUCCUUGAACAUAGUCCACAGAGAUCUCAAACCAGAGAACAUCCUGCUAGAUGACGACAUGAACAUCAGACUCACUGAUUUUGGCUUCUCAUGUCAGCUGCAGGAAAAUGAAAAACUCAAAGAGAUCUGCGGCACUCCUGGCUACUUGGCUCCAGAAAUACUAGAAUGUUCCAUGGAUCCAGAUCAUCCAGGUUAUGGGAAGGAAAUUGACAUGUGGAGUACAGGAGUCAUCAUGUAUACCUUGCUGGCUGGAUCUCCUCCUUUCUGGCACCGGAAGCAGAUGCUGAUGUUAAGAAUGAUCAUGAAUGGAGAUUACAAAUUUGGGUCUCCAGAGUGGGAUGACCAAUCAGAUACAGUCAAAGACUUGAUUGCCCACUGUUUAGUGGUGAAGCCGCAGAAUCGUUACACGGUACAGGAUGCCCUCACCCACCCCUUCUUCCAGCAGUACAUGGUGGAGGAAGUCCGGCACUUCAGCCCCUUCCGGAAAUUCCGGGUCAUCUGCCUGACUGUUCUGGCCUCGGUUCGGAUCUACCUCACCUAUCGUAACCUUAAGCCAAUCACCCCGGAUGUACUGCAGCGUGACCCCUACGGACUGAAGCCGGUCCGCAAACUGAUUGAUGCUUGUGCCUUCCGGAUCUACGGCCAUUGGGUGAAGAAGGGAGAAGCUCAAAACAGAGCUGCCCUCUUUGAAAACACUCCCAAAGCCAUCCUGCUCAGCUUGGCUGCUGAAGAGGAACUUCUCUGAUUUCCAAAAUCUCCAGGGAGAAAGCAAUUCAAACAGCCUUUGGCAUCUUCCUAAUGGGCUGACCUGGGAAUUCCAGCACGGUCCCAACACAUGUGCUGACUUCAACUCCCACAAUUCCCCAGCGAGCAAAGAUGGAAAUGAGAUAGCAAAAUGUAAAGCUGAAUAUAGAUAAGAAUGCCUUUUCACUAAGUGCAUUAUUAGUAUUAUUAUUGUUGGUCAUGCAAUCAGUUUAGACUGGAUCUGGCAUUUUUGUUUACCAGUUACAGGUAGCCUUUGACUUACAACCAUUCAUUUAGCGACUGUCUGAAGUUACAACAGGACUGAAAAAAGUGACUUGCAACUGGUCCUUGUGCUUACAACCCUCACAGUAUCCCCACAGUCAUGUGACCAAAAUUCCAGCACUUAGAAUGGAGUACAGGUAGUCCUCGACUUACCACAGUUCAUUCAGUGACUGUUUGAAGUUAUAACAGGACUGAAAAAAGUGACUUAUGACC